CAUCUCUUAGUACGUAUUGUACAUGCAUAUCUACGCGGCAGGGAUAUAACCAAGGAGAAAAUAAAUAGAAAUUUAUCACGCGAAUGAAAAUUCGAUUCAACUAUGGCCGUGAUUGGGAAUUUUUUCAAACUUUGUAACACAAUGAGACCUUAUAGGAAUCUUCUGUCAUCAAGAUUCAUUUUGCCCAACUAUCAGCCAGUAGCAACGGUAAAGCAGUCCUUAGAAGAGCGACUAGGAUUAUCACCAAAACCGAAGCGUCCAGCAAAUAUGUUUUUAAUUUUUCUGAGACAAAAAAACUCUAUAUUGAGGCAAAAGUAUCCCGAUCUCAAACAGCCGCAAAUAUGUCAAAUGGCCGCACAAGAAUACAAAAAAAUGGAUCCUAGUGAAAAAUUGAAACUGCAAGAAGAAACUAAAAACAGUUAUAUACAGUACAUUAAAGCGCUCGAAAGUUAUAAAAACUCGAUGACAGAUGAACAGAAGAUACUGAUUAAAAAAGCUCAAAUCGAUAAGCAAGCGAAAAAAAGCGCUACGAGGCAUGCAAAGGAUAAAAAAUCAGGAUUACAGAAACUGAAGAGUAUGGGACUCCCAAAAAAACCAGCGUCAGCCUAUUUAAAAUUUCUUCAGUUGCAUAAAGAGAAAAGAGGGUCUCAGACUUUAAAGGAGUGGCAGGAAAUAGUGCGGGAAAAGUGGAGGACUAUGCCUGAUAAAGAAAAAGAGGCAUUUCAAACUGAAGCAGCUGAAUCCAUGAAAGAGUAUAUUAACAGUUUGAGAUUGUGGAAACAGAGAAUGGAAGAGAUGGGUGAUGAAGAAUCAUUGCUACUUUUGAAGAAGAUCAAUACCCGUCUAACACAAUCGAAGCAGUUUUCAAAAUAG
This is a messenger RNA of Diprion similis, 873 nucleotides long. It is a transcript of the gene TFAM, whose product is annotated as transcription factor A, mitochondrial. NCBI's taxonomy places the organism in Eukaryota, Metazoa, Arthropoda, Insecta, Hymenoptera, Diprionidae. The record is from RefSeq and is a predicted model, not a curated record. Bases 103 to 873 code for a protein of 256 amino acids. The transcript is spliced from 4 exons.